CGCCAGCCCCGGGGUCCCACGUCUGGCCUGUGCGCACGUGCGCGCACACACACACACACACACACACACACAUUCACGCACGCGCACGCGCGCGCGAAAUUAACCGGAGAGAAUCUAAAGCAGCCAGGCACCCUUAGAUGACUGCGCUGCAGGGCACGGGUGUGAGGCUGGCAGCGCUGUCAGUUCGCACAAGACCAGUGCAUUGCACUCCGGGACCGGCCUGCAAUCCUCAGUGGAGCCGCGCGAGGGCGCUACGGGUGUCGCCGGGUUCCUGCAGUGGCGGGACGUGGCCGUGUGGUGGCGCUGCGGGCGGCGGCCUUGGGCCGGGAAGGCCUCUCCUGUGGGGCGGGGCUGGAUGGGGCGCGGCGUCGCUCUGCGCUUCCGCAAUUGUGGAGCUGCGGGAUGUCUGCGCUGCUGCUGCAGCUGGCGGGGCUCGGCGUGGCGCUUGCGGCCACCGUGCUCAUUUUGGUAUCUGUCAUUGCAUUUAUAACGGCUACAAAAAUGCCACCACAUCACCAACAUGAAGAAGAGAAAUUCUUCCUUAAUGCCAAAGGCCAGAAGGAAACUUUACCCAGCAUCUGGGACUCACCUACCAAACAGCUAUCUGUUGUUGUGCCUUCCUACAACGAAGAGAAACGGUUGCCCGUGAUGAUGGAUGAAGCCCUGAACUACCUAGAAAAGAGACAGAAGCAGGACCCUAUGUUCACUUACGAGGUGAUAGUAGUUGAUGAUGGCAGUCAAGACCAGACGUCACAGGUCGCUUUAAAAUACUGCCAGAAAUAUGGAAGUGACAAAGUGCGAGUGAUAACGCUGGUUCAGAACCGUGGGAAAGGUGGUGCUGUACGGAUGGGUGUGUUCAGUUCUCGAGGAGAGAAGAUCCUCAUGGCGGAUGCUGAUGGAGCCACAAAAUUUCCAGAUGUUGAAAAACUAGAAAAGGGGCUGAGUGAUCUCCGGCCGUGGCCUGAUCAAAUGGCCAUCGCCUGUGGGUCUCGAGCUCAUUUGGAGAAAGAAUCAAUUGCUCAGCGUUCUUACUUCCGUACUCUGCUUAUGUAUGGAUUCCACUUCCUGGUGUGGUUCCUUUGUGUCAAAGGAAUCAGGGACACGCAGUGCGGGUUCAAAUUACUGACCCGAGAAGCAGCAGCCCGGACCUUCUCAUCUCUGCACAUCGAACGAUGGGCAUUUGAUGUAGAACUGCUAUACAUAGCACAAUUUCUUAAAAUUCCAAUAGCGGAAGUCGCCGUCAACUGGACUGAAAUUGAGGGUUCUAAGUUGGUUCCGUUUUGGAGCUGGCUCCAAAUGGGCAGAGAUCUGCUCUUCAUCCGACUGCGGUAUCUGCUGGGCGCCUGGAAGCUCGAGCGAACGAGGAAGAUGAGUUAGUUUGCUGCCGGGACUGGACUGCACUUUUACCUACGGUGUCAUGCAAUUUCACUUGAAAUCAGGAUUUUUCAAUGAAGCUGUGAUGGACCCAUCCUCACUAUCUGCAAACCAUGAGAUGUCUUUGGGGACAAAUAAAUUUUUACGUAUUUGUGUCAUAAGUUAGAUUUUCUUUUAUUUCGUAGUCUUUAUUUUGACUCCUGUCAUUAAGGUUCUGAGAUGGACACUGAGAUGGAAGACAAGAAAUGUCUUAAAGGUGUCUGUCCAGUCUGUAACAGUCACUUAAAGAUGAAGUUGGCGAUAAGUUCAAAUGCAGGAUCACCUGUGUUGCAGUGGCUUUAUUUAAUACUAGGAAUACUAGGAGAUUGCCACAAUCGUGUGAAAUGUCUCUGUGCUGAAAGUAGCUGCUUCCUUGUUCUGUCCGUCUCCCUAACUUUGCCUGUAUUGUGCUGUGCCGUCUCUCACCCCCAUAACCUUCCCCUCUGGGAUUUGUGCGGAAAUUCUGUUUGCUUUUCAUCCUUUAUGAUGUCAUUGCUGGCUUCAAACAUUCUUGGGCAAUCCGGGCCAUCCUAAACUGCAUCUCAACCCCUGGAAGUCUUUUAUCAAAAAUAUUUCUAACUAAUGAUAAAUAUAUUUACUUAAUUCCAGAAUUAAGAUACUGAAGAGGCCAAUACAAUUAAAAAAAAAAAAGAAUCUCCAACAACAACAACAAAAUUAAAUCAUUUCUGACAUCAUAGAGAAACUAAGCAUAAUAAAAGUUGUGAUAGUUUCUGUUU
Molecule: messenger RNA, 2150 nt
Organism: Microtus ochrogaster (prairie vole)
Lineage: Eukaryota; Metazoa; Chordata; Mammalia; Rodentia; Cricetidae
Gene: Alg5
Product: ALG5, dolichyl-phosphate beta-glucosyltransferase
Exons: 11
Coding region: 403-1377 (324 amino acids)
Biological process (GO): protein N-linked glycosylation
Cellular component (GO): endoplasmic reticulum membrane
Source: RefSeq, a predicted model, not a curated record